Fukomys damarensis (Damara mole-rat) is the source of this 3644-nucleotide messenger RNA. RefSeq names its product phosphatidylinositol-4-phosphate 5-kinase type 1 alpha (gene Pip5k1a). The record is from RefSeq and is a predicted model, not a curated record. Bases 443 to 2089 code for a protein of 548 amino acids. NCBI's taxonomy places the organism in Eukaryota, Metazoa, Chordata, Mammalia, Rodentia, Bathyergidae. Gene Ontology annotation, molecular function: phosphatidylinositol kinase activity. Gene Ontology annotation, biological process: phosphatidylinositol metabolic process. The transcript has 15 exons.
CGGGCUUUCCUUGGCCUACCAGAGGAGCGGAGGGGUUGAGCGUUAAACAGGCUGUGGCUAAGGAGGAGGGGGAGGGGGCGGCUUCUCCGGGACAGUUCUUGCCCGGGUUUUCCUUUAGGUGUGGUUUGGGCCGCACGCACAGUCCCGGCCGCCAACUCGAGACUGCUCCCUUGUGAAACGGGAAAGUAUCACCUGCGGAGAGCGGUCAAAGUUGCGAAGGGGGUGCGAGGCGGGACUCGUGUACCCCCAUGCCAGGCGAAUGGUGCGGCCCUGCGCCGUCCCGGAGCCAGCCCGACGAGUCUGAGGGAGGCCCCAGGGGGGGGCGGAAAGGUGGCCCGCAGAACGCGGGCUCUGUGAGGAGACGUGGGGAAGGAGUGAUUCCGAGAAGAGGAAGAGCCCGACCGAAGGGACAGCGGCCGCUGAGGGGGAGGGGGCUGCCAAGAUGGCGUCGGCCUCCUCUGGGCCGUCGGCGGUCGGAUUCUCAGCUUUGGAUCCCGGGGUCCCGGGGCCGACUUCAGCAGCAGCAUCUGGAAUCAAGAGAUCUGUGGCAUCUGAGGUGCCUUGUGCCACUGGCAUGACCAUCAAGAAAAUAGGCCACCGAAGUGUUGAUUCUUCAGGAGAGACAACAUAUAAAAAGACAACCUCAUCAGCUUUGAAGGGUGCCAUCCAGUUAGGCAUUACUCACACCGUGGGGAGUCUGAGUACCAAGCCAGAGCGGGAUGUCCUCAUGCAAGACUUCUACGUGGUGGAGAGUAUCUUCUUCCCCAGUGAGGGGAGCAACCUGACGCCUGCUCAUCACUACAAUGACUUCCGGUUCAAGACCUAUGCCCCCGUCGCCUUCCGCUACUUUCGGGAACUGUUUGGCAUCCGGCCCGAUGAUUACUUGUACUCCCUCUGCAGUGAGCCACUGAUUGAACUCUGCAACUCUGGGGCUAGUGGUUCCCUCUUCUAUGUGUCCAGCGAUGACGAGUUUAUCAUCAAGACGGUGCAGCAUAAAGAAGCAGAGUUUCUGCAGAAGCUGCUCCCCGGCUACUACAUGAACCUCAACCAGAACCCUCGCACGUUGCUACCUAAAUUCUACGGACUGUACUGUGUGCAGGCAGGGGGCAAGAACAUUCGGAUUGUGGUGAUGAACAAUCUCUUACCUCGGUCGGUCAAGAUGCAUAUCAAGUAUGACCUCAAGGGCUCCACCUACAAACGGCGAGCUUCUCAGAAAGAGCGUGAGAAGCUGCUUCCCACCUUUAAGGACCUGGACUUCCUACAAGACAUGCCCGACGGUCUCUUCUUGGAUGCUGACAUGUACAAUGCUCUGUGUAAGACCCUGCAGCGUGACUGUCUGGUGCUUCAGAGCUUCAAGAUAAUGGAUUACAGUCUCUUGAUGUCAAUCCACAACAUAGAUCAUGCACAGCGAGAGCCCUUGAACAGUGAAACACAGUGCACAGUUGACACGCGGAGACCGACCUCCCAGAAGGCUCUGUACUCCACGGCCAUGGAGUCCAUCCAGGGCGAGGCUCGCCGGGGCGGCACCAUGGAGACCGAUGACCACAUGGGUGGCAUCCCUGCCCGCAAUAAUAAAGGGGAGAGGCUCCUGCUGUAUAUUGGCAUCAUUGAUAUUCUGCAGUCUUACAGGUUUGUUAAGAAGUUGGAGCACUCUUGGAAAGCACUGGUACAUGACGGGGACACUGUAUCAGUGCACCGUCCAGGCUUCUACGCCGAGCGAUUCCAGCGCUUCAUGUGCAGCACAGUGUUCAAGAAGAUCCCCCUGAAGCCCUCUCCUUCCAAAAAGUUUCGGUCUGGCUCAUCUUUCUCUCGGCGAGCAGGCCCCAGCGGCAACGCCUGCGUUACUUACCAGCCGUCGGUCUCUGGGGAGCACAGAGCACAAGUGACAACAAAGGCGGAAGUGGAGCCAGAUGCCCACCUUGGUCGUCCUGAUGUAUUACCUCAGACUCCACCUGUGGAGGAAGUCAGUGAGGACUCCCCUGUUUCUGGCCCUGGUCUCUCACAUGUAGUUGGAGAGACUUUGCAAGUACUAAAUACGAGUUUGGCGUUGGAGAAGCUUGAAAUUACAGAGGAGGAGUUCCCCCACUGAGCGACAAGCCUCAGAAGACCGGAAACAAGACCCUACUGUUUCUGUGAUACCACGUCAGCCCUUGCCCGGGAAUGCUCCGUUUUCUUCUUGGUCAUCAAAAACAAACAAAAAGGAAUUGAAUGUGGAGCUAGGGAGCUCCACCGCCUUCAUGAGGAGGAAGCAGUUCUUCCUCGUCCUCUGAGUGGGUGUUGGUGCCCUGGACAGUUGAGGACAGCAGCAGCCCUUCCACUCCAGAAGCGGCUGGCACGGAGUUCUGCUGGGCCAGCCUCAGCUUCCACGGCUAAGUUUCUUCAGACUCCCAUUGUUUGUACUGGCAGGGCUUGCUGGACUUUGGCUCUCCUGCCGUCGUGCACCUUUCACCAGGAGCUGGACUCUCGUUUCCUCAGGACAGACUGCUGGUACACCAUGAUCCCCUGCUCCCCUCUGGUCGCUGGAGGAAGACCCAGAAUUGUAAAGGGUUUUGGGGGAAUAAGGGUGUUUAACCAUUUCUAUCUCCCUUCUUUUUUCUUUAAAAAGGACAAGAACAAAGAGCACACAGCACAGUUUCAAGCCAGUUUUAAGUCAGAACUCGAAAAGUCAGGUACCUGCCCACAGGGUUCCCACAGAUGAGUCCCGGGGGUUGUGAAACGGAAAUGUGGCAAUUGCUCUGCCGGCAGCAGCUCCUGUCACCUCAUAGGAUGAGGACAUUCUUAAGGCUGCGGGAUGAAAGGAAUGGGACAUGGGGCCAUCUUUGCCCCUUUUGUUAAAACUGGGGCUGCCCUGGGCUAGGAGGUGAGAACUCUUCCCAGACAGGACCACACUCACUGCCAGGCCAUAAUGGUUGCUAAUACUUUGCAGCUUGAAAUGUAUUCUAGUCAUUUUUCUAAAUACGAAGGUUUAUCAGAUGAAUUUUAGACCAUCCUUCCAAGGAAAUUUCUUCUUUGUUCUUCCUGUCUUUUCGAGCAGUGUCCUGCUAUUAGUGGAGCUGAGGUGGACAGAGGCCUGUGUUAGUGAAGCGAGGCAAGGUUCUCUUCAACUCAGGGGAACCAGCAGACACUUGCCUCGGUGACUUCAUGACUGUGCCCGUGCUCUGUUUCUCUCUGUGCAGGGACUUUGAGAGCCCUCUCCUCCUGGUCUGAGUUGUUGGCUGUCCAUCCUAUCGGUCCGCUCUUGUCAGGAGAAGAAGGCGGCCUGGCGUCUGAGGCAGGCUGUCGGAGUCCUAGUCUCUCCUCCAUCCCACUGUACCGUGGUAGUAGGUUAGCCUGUACCCCAAGUAACUGUCUAUAUUAGACACCCCAGCCAGUUUCUGGCUCCCUGUCUUUGCUGCCGUGUUCUUUUUUACAAGAAGAAAAGAAACAAUUCUUGCUAUUUUUUUUUCAUAAUUUACUAUUUAUGACGUAUUUAAGUGUUUUAUUCAGGACAGAGUUCUGUAACUGGUGGGAGGGAAUAUUUGAGGGAGGGUCUUAGGGAAAGGAAUGGGGACUCAACGUUUUUAUGAAGUGUUACUAUUUGCCUCCACUUUGUAUUGUUCAGAAAUGGCAAAUGCAAUUUAAAAGUAAUAAAUAUCUGGUUUUAC